Rattus rattus (black rat) is the source of this 915-nucleotide messenger RNA. RefSeq lists its product as uncharacterized. Bases 94 to 915 code for a protein of 273 amino acids. The record is from RefSeq and is a predicted model, not a curated record. Lineage: Eukaryota; Metazoa; Chordata; Mammalia; Rodentia; Muridae. The transcript has 5 exons.
CCUGGAUCCGUAUGCCAAGAGCACCCCCUGACCAACUCCUGAUUUCUGAGAGACGAGUUGGACGAGCUCAGGACCAUUCUAGUGCUGUGCGACAUGGCCCUGCAGGCAUGGGACUGGGAGGAAGAGGAGAGAGCAAGCCCGAGGCCCCUCUCCACGGUCAGUGAUUACCACUCAGCGAGCGAAUGUGAGACGGAGGAGUACCUGAAGUCCAGGACCCCAGGCAAUGAGUGGGACUCCGAGGACCAGUUCAGCAGCCUGCAUUCCUCAGAGGGGCCUGCCUGCAUCUCUAACUCUGAUGUGCCCCAGAUUGUCCCCUGCAAAUUCGUGAUUUCACUGGCCUUCCCCUCACUACUGGGUAAUAAGGGAAAACCCACCAAUGUACCUGAUAAAAAGAAGGCCGCUAAAUCAGAAAACCAAAACCGGACUGGGAAGGCUCGUCAGUUCUACCACAUCGAGUAUUUUUUCCUGCCCGAUGACAUAGAACCCAAAAUAGUUGACAUCGUGGUGUUUCCUAACGUAGCCAAAGUGUUUCUGGAUUCAGGAAUAAAGGCUAUAAAGCCAUGGAAAGAUGACGACAAAUUCUGGGUGUCAUGGAGCCAAACGUUUCAUGUCAACAUGACAAAGGAACUGUUAAAGAAAAUGAAUUUCCACAAAAUCACUCUGAAGCUCUGGGAUACCAAGGACAAAGUCUCAAAAAAAGUCAGGUACCACCGGGUGAAGACAUCGGCAUAUUUGGAGGACUCAGACUCCUUUGGUAAGUUGGAAGUGAAAAAUUUGGUUUUGAGUCAGAAGAGGCUGUCUGUAAUUGUCGAUGGCAAAGUCAACAUUGUCCCUGAAGAGUCGAAAGAGGAGAAUGUACCAGGUGACCAAGAAAAGGCAGAAAAACACUCUAAAUUUCCACAAGGUGAGGAGUGA